Rasamsonia emersonii CBS 393.64 is the source of this 1386-nucleotide messenger RNA. RefSeq lists its product as uncharacterized. Bases 1 to 1386 code for a protein of 461 amino acids. The transcript has 2 exons. NCBI's taxonomy places the organism in Eukaryota, Fungi, Ascomycota, Eurotiomycetes, Eurotiales, Trichocomaceae. The record is from RefSeq and is a predicted model, not a curated record.
AUGUCACCCAACAGCGACAGUCGCGAUAGCAGUCCUCUGACUCACCAACCCGUUGAACCAGUUGAUCUUGUGGGUGGCUAUUACGACCAUCACCGUGGCGGAGGCUCUAGAAUGUCCAACCCUGUUCAGUCCGAUUCGACUCAGGCACCAGCACCCAUCGCCCGCAGUUCUUCCGGAUCGUCCUCUGGCUCUUCGCUGAAGAGUCCGCGCACGACACGUUUCGCAGAGGCGACUACAGUAAUCUCUCCUAUUGGACCCUCGGAAAGUGGACAAUCACCUUUCGCGGAUCCUCCAGCCAUGGCACAGAGCCAGCACCACGUCUCCGACGUGGGAUUUGGAUAUGUCGCCGAUAACGACGCCUCGAGGCAUGUCUCACAUCCUCCGCUGUCUCCGGCAUCGCCUCUGAAGAGCGCCCUCAAGAGCCCGUUGACCGGCCGGACAUUGAAUCCGCUUAGCCCGACCUUCCGAGAAGAGCUCAACUUGGAGAAACAGGAGAAGAAGACGGAGAGGGAGAACGCGCGAGACCUGGUGGGUUUAGAGGACUGCACCCUUCCACAAGCAGGAUCUCCCAGUGCUGACGGGUCUCCCAGAAAAUCAAAGCCCGAGUCCGACUGGCCAAGCUGCGUCAUGUGGGUGGUCGGGGCCGCCCUCUUCCAGAACGCCAAAGCAAGUGGGAAUGGCCAGGACCUGUGGGGUUGGUCGUGCAACCAGAAUACGCGGGAACAGCUCUUUCAGAAUGAUGUCAACUACAGUUUGAUCUGUCGUCUGCAGGACUGGUCUCUAGUGUGCGCCAUCAUCGAAGUGGUCAUCGAGGUCAUUGUCAUUCUGAUCUAUGCGGUGGUCUUCUACCGCUUUUACUCGAAGCAACGCCUCCGCAAGACAAUGGAUCUCCGGGAUAAAGCGCGGUCCGAUCUAUACCUGGCCCAGCUGCGGGUGCAAUCGGCACCAAACACGCCUGGGUUCAUGCCACACACCCCCAAAUCCCCCUACAUGACGACAGUCAUGCCGACACAGGACGCCUACUCGGCGGCGGAGAACGGGGAGAACUAUUCUGUGCAGUACGCGACUCCCAAGUCGCCUGAGAAGGCGGCCCAAAAGCCAUUCCAGCUGCAACCGCCACCGAUCCGAGUUCACCAUGCCACCCCGAAGCCGGCUCAAGAAGGCUUCGCUCCAACUUCCGGAGCCCCGACUUCCGAAGCCGCUGCUGCCGCCGAUGCCCCUGGACCGUCGGAGAGACCAUCAGAGCAGGUCAACCCGCAUGUCGGUGCUGCGCCGGGAGAGAAGACCUACGAGCCUGUCCCGAUUCCGAGCGCCUAUACCAGCCCAGUGACAAGCCCCAGUUUCCCUCCUCCGGCGGCUCAAGCCCAUCACUCCUCCAUGAGCUAG